This is a messenger RNA of Notechis scutatus (mainland tiger snake), 914 nucleotides long. It is a transcript of the gene NOL12, whose product is annotated as nucleolar protein 12. Gene Ontology annotation, molecular function: rRNA binding. The record is from RefSeq and is a predicted model, not a curated record. Gene Ontology annotation, cellular component: nucleolus. NCBI's taxonomy places the organism in Eukaryota, Metazoa, Chordata, Lepidosauria, Squamata, Elapidae.
GCACUGGUGUGCGCUUCUGCCGGCGGAAUAGGAAGAAGUCAUCGCCGGCAUGGGCCGCAAGAAGAAGCGGCGAGAUGGGACUGCGGUGCUCCGGAGAGUUGUGUCUUUCGAUGAGAAGAGUCGGCGGGAGUUCUUGACAGGGUUUCACAAACGUAAGGUUGAGAGGAGAAAAGCAGCUUUGGAGGAAAUAAAGCGUAAACUGAAACAGGAAGAAAAGAAGAUGAAAGAAGAGAGACAUAAAGAAUACAUGAAGAUGCUGAAGGAGAGAGAAGAAGCCUUAGAGGAAGCUGAUGAGUUGGAACAUCUAGUGACAUCUCAAACAGAAUCGGUGAGCUAUGAUCACCCAAACCAUACGGUUACCGUUACUACCAUCAGUGAUCUGGAUCUUUCUGGUGCUCGUGUGCUAGGGCUAACUGAGAACGAAAAUACUGACCUGGAAGGAGAAGACGCCUUGAAUACAUGUACAUUGCCUAAGAAAGCUAGAGAUCCUCUUCUGUCUGAGAGAAUUUCUUCCCUCACUGCUUCUCUGCAUUCCCGUACUCAGAAAAAGAGGAAAAGAAAACAGAUCAACCACAAACAAGGGAUAAAGAAUAGAGGCCAAAACACAAGAACAGGACGAACGAGCAAGUCUCAGCGCCGGAAAAUGACAGGCAGGAAGAGACAUGUCCAAGACUGAAUAGCUGACACAUGGACUAUUAAACUCUACUAAUUGGCUUGGAGGAAGAUCAGUGUUAUGUGAACACAGUCUUCUACUCAGGAUCUCUCAUUCAACUUCCCCUUAUUUGGGUGGACAAAGGCCUUUUUUUCCAGAGAGAGAUUGGAUCCCUGAUUAAUAUCAUGUUUCCCAAGACUGAGGAAGGCCACAUUUAUAAUUGCAUUUUAAUUUUUAUCCCCAUGCAGUAUCAUUUCAUGUA